This is a messenger RNA of Peromyscus leucopus (white-footed mouse), 1397 nucleotides long. RefSeq names its product alpha tocopherol transfer protein (gene Ttpa). Gene Ontology annotation, molecular function: phosphatidylinositol bisphosphate binding. The transcript is spliced from 6 exons. The record is from RefSeq and is a predicted model, not a curated record. Lineage: Eukaryota; Metazoa; Chordata; Mammalia; Rodentia; Cricetidae. Gene Ontology annotation, cellular component: membrane. Bases 40 to 903 code for a protein of 287 amino acids.
UUUCCCCGCCGCCCUGGCAGCGGCGGUGGCGCGGCGGGCAUGGCAGAGAUGCGUUCGGGGCCAGUGGCAGGGCCACAGCUCAACGCGCUGCCCGACCACUCGCCGCUGGUACAGCCGGGCCUGGCGGAGUUGAGGCGCCGAGCGGAGGAGGCGGGCGUCCCACAGACCCCGCACCCGUUCACAGACGCCUUCUUGCUGCGCUUCCUGCGCGCCCGGGAUUUCGAUCUGGACCUGGCCUGGCGGUUACUGAAAAACUAUUAUAAAUGGCGAGCAGAAUGUCCAGAAUUAAGUGCAGAUCUACACCCUAGAAGUAUCAUUGGACUUUUGAAGGCUGGCUACCAUGGAGUGUUGAGGUCCAGGGAUCCCACGGGCAGCAGGGUUCUUAUUUACAGAAUUGGUACUCAGUGGCCUCCAGUCCGAAGCCCAUACUGGGACCCGAAAGUUUUUACAGCCUAUGAUGUAUUUCGUGUAAGUUUGAUCACAUCUGAGCUCAUUGUACAGGAGGUAGAAACUCAGCGGAAUGGAGUCAAGGCCAUAUUUGACCUGGAAGGCUGGCAGAUUUCACACGCUUUCCAGAUUACCCCAUCUGUAGCCAAAAAGAUUGCUGCUGUGCUUACGGAUUCUUUUCCAUUGAAAGUUCGUGGCAUCCAUUUGAUAAAUGAGCCAGUCAUUUUCCAUGCUGUCUUUUCCAUGAUUAAACCAUUUCUGACUGAAAAGAUUAAGGGCCGGAUUCAUCUGCAUGGGAACAAUUACAAAUCAAGCCUACUUCAGCACUUCCCAGACAUUCUUCCUCUGGAAUACGGUGGUGACGAGUUCUCCCUGGAGGAUAUUUGUCAGGAGUGGACAAAUUUUAUAAUGAAAUCUGAAGACUAUCUCAGCAGCAUUUCUGAGGCCAUCCAAUGAGAAAUUAUUUCCUGUGAAUGACUUCCUCAUUAAAAAUCUAAGGAUGGGAUCCUAUUUGGUUACUAAAUUCAAGAGCAAACCUUCAAAUCGAAUUGAUGCUUAUCUGAUCUUUAAACAUGGAACAUGGAUAUUUGGUGAAUGUUUUAACUUUUACAAUACUCUGUUCCUGUUGAAUUAAUUAAUGUUAGAAGAGAUUCCUGUUUACAUGUGAAGAAAAAACAUAGAUACAUCUAAAGUACCUGUUCCAGUGUAUCUUUGUAUGGUUUGGGAAAUUUCAUUUUAAACAAAAUUUUAUAAUCACAUUGUUUAAUACUAGAUUGAUGACUAGUUCACUGCAAAGAAAUACUGUGCAUAUCAGCUGAUGGUGAAACAAUAUUAGUGCUGAGUUGAGGUUGAUGUCAGAUUAUAAUUCAGAUUGCAAUCUGAAUACAGCUUUAUGCCGGCAGGAUAGUUUAUCUCAGGAAAAUCCCACUUUAGCAUGUGCACAACAGAAG